CGCCUCACAGCGGACAAUACACACAUAGUCCAUUAGUAGAAGAAGAAGGGAAGUUGUUGUUGCUAGCCAACGUCCUGCUAUCACUGUUUACAAGUUAAAUGCUGCUACAGUCGUACAUUAAUCGUUGAUCUUUUUUUUCCAUGUAACACGUGGUUACGAUGCCGUGGAGGUGCUGUGUUCCGGGGUGUAAAGGCUACGACGAGGCCAAGUCUAUGGGGGUUGUUUUCCACGGUUUACCGACCAGAGACCCGCAGCGCUGCAAAACAUGGCUGAAAGCGAUCCAGAGCCCCCGGUUUGACGAAAACACUCCGGUGUCUAAAUACAGCGGGGUUAGGGUGUGCAGCCUGCACUUCCAGCCCGAGGACUACGAAGAGGACUUCCGGGCUAAGAUCCUGAACAUAGCGGCCAAGCCGCUGCUGAAGAGCGGCGCUGUGCCGUCAGUGUUCCCGGGGAGAGAGCCCUCUGAGCCGGGCAGAACCGAGACGUCUCCCUCGGCUCCGAAGAGAAGCAGAACUCAGGCGCCCUGCUCCUCCCAGCCCCCCCCAGCAGCAGCAGCAGCAGCAGAAGAAGAUGAAAGUUUCUGCAUCGUGGUGUCGGUGGACCCUCUUGACCACAGCUUCCGCUCCGAGCCAGACUUCAACCCGAUAACGACGUCGGAGGAGGACGAAGAAGAAGAAGAAGAAGAUGCCGACAAAGACUGCGCCAUAGUGCACGCCCGCAGCCUGAUGGAGCUGUUCAGGAUGUGUCAGACGUGCGGGCAGCCAAUCACGGAGAAGGAGCUGUUCCACUCGGGUGCUCAGAUGAGGGUGAAGUGGCGCUGUCACGGUGGACACUCAGGGGUGUGGAAGUCCUCCCCUCACAUGAGAGACACACUUCCUUGAACUCUCUGGGUGCAUUCCAGGUUCUCACAUCUUUAAUAGUCGCCGUGCACAGCGGUUACCCCCGGUUACACAGCGGUAACCAGGGGUAUGUUCUCAUCCCGGACUCAGGUCAAAAAAAAAAGAAAUAAUCAGAAACACGUACAAGCUCACGGAAAAAAGGCUGGGUCGCUUAACUCAAGGGUGUAAGAUGAACUGGCAGAGAACUAAGAGCAAGGGAGUGAAUACACCUGAGGGGAGGACGGAGUGAACACACCUGAGGGGAGGACGGAGUGAACACACCUGAGGGGAGGAGGGAGCGAACACACCUGAGGGGAGGAGGGAGCGAAUACACCUGAAGGGUGGAAGGAGUGAAUACACCUGAGGGGAGGAGGGAGCGAACACACCUGAAGGGAGAAGGGAGUGAACACACCUGAAGGGAGGAGGGAGCGAACACACCUGAAGGGAGGAAGGAGUGAAUACACCUGAGGGGAGGAGGGAGCGAACACACCUGAGGGGAGAAGGGAGUGAACACACCUGAGGGGAGGCGGGAGUGAAUACACCUGAGGGGAGAAGGGAGUGAACACACCUGAGGGGAGGAGGGAGUGAACACACCUGAGGGGAGAAGGG
Messenger RNA from Perca flavescens (yellow perch), 1487 nucleotides. RefSeq lists its product as uncharacterized. Gene Ontology annotation, molecular function: sequence-specific DNA binding. The transcript is spliced from 2 exons. Lineage: Eukaryota; Metazoa; Chordata; Actinopteri; Perciformes; Percidae. Bases 159 to 881 code for a protein of 240 amino acids. The record is from RefSeq and is a predicted model, not a curated record.